AUGCCAUCCCUCCAAGAGAGCAAGCUCGCCUUCAUCGGCGGAGGCAACAUGGCCUCCGCGAUCAUUGGCGGCCUGGUGAGCACGGGCGUCGACAAGCAGAACAUCUACGUCUCGGAGCCCUGGGACGUCAACCGGGAGAAGCUUGCUGCCGUUGGCGUGCGGACCACGACUGUCAAUACCGAAGCUGGCGCUGAUGCAGAUAUCGUGAUCAUCGCUGUUAAGCCCCAGGUCACCAAGAGCGUGUGUGAGGAGCUCGGCGCUUCCUGGUCGCAGCGCCAGACUCUCCCCGUCGUUGUUAGCAUUGCGGCGGGCAUCACUCUCAACAGUCUGCAGGAGUGGUCUCGGACUAGCGAUGGACGGACUGCCCACGUUGUCCGUGUGAUGCCGAACACACCUGCGCUUGUGGGCGAAGGUGCUUCGGGUGCGUUUGCCAGUGCCGAUGUGACCGCUGCCGAGAAGGAGCUGGUCAACUCCCUGCUCAGCAGUGUGAGCAAGGCCACCGAGUGGGUAGACAAGGAGGAGCUGCUCGAUGUUGUGACUGGUCUCUCUGGCUCCGGCCCCGCCUAUUUCUUCGCCAUGGUGGAGCACCUCAUUUCCAGCGCUACUGCUCUGGGUCUGUCCCAAGAACAGGCUACUCGCCUGGCCACGCAAACCUGCCUUGGCGCCGGCAAGAUGCUCGUCGAUUCAUCCGACGAGCCCGGCCAGCUGCGCAAGAACGUCACCAGCCCCAAUGGCACCACAUACGCUGCCUUGCAGACUUUCGAGGCCCUGGGCUUCAAGGAGACUGUCGACAAGGCUGUCAAGGCAGCCACCUCUCGAGCUGCUGAGCUGGGCAACACUCUUGCGAAAUAG
Molecule: messenger RNA, 852 nt
Organism: Penicillium canariense
Lineage: Eukaryota; Fungi; Ascomycota; Eurotiomycetes; Eurotiales; Aspergillaceae
Product: pyrroline-5-carboxylate reductase family protein
Exons: 2
Coding region: 1-852 (283 amino acids)
Biological process (GO): L-proline biosynthetic process
Molecular function (GO): pyrroline-5-carboxylate reductase activity
Source: RefSeq, a predicted model, not a curated record